AUAUGUGUUCGGUCAGCCCGUCAAAGGAAUGGUGGAAUUACACUUCGGACCCAACAGGGGACCUGACUAUUGCGGGAAACCGCCCAAAACAACCCAGAUGGCUUUUGAGGCCACCUACGACGGCAGGACAGUCACCAAAACUAUCUCCAAGACAACCUCAAAAAGCGACACGUACAUUCAGCUGACAGCUCUCGACAAGAACAUACAAGUUAUGUCACGUGGGGUCGUAGUCUCCUACGGAUUGGUGCACGCAAACUUCCAGAAGUCUGUGGACUUUGAACUGCCCGUGACUCCAGCUAUGGCACCUACAGGACACCUGCUGGCGUACUACAGUCGUGGUAGUGAUGAAGUUGUGGCUGACAGUCUGGCCUUCAGCGUGGAGGGAAUCUUCGAAAAUGAGGUGUCCAUAUCGUUCAGCGUGCACAAGUCCGAGCCUAACAGAAACGUGUCGGUGACGCUGACGGCUGACGCUAACUCUACCGUCAACGUCCUAGCAGUGGACCAGAGCGUGUUACUACUUAGGGCCGGGAAUGACAUCACCGCCAAAAAAAAAGCUGGUCUGUCUUUCGUGAGUGAUGUGGACAUGAGGGAGUAUAGAUCUCUACCCCAGGUCAGCUGGGAUGACGACGGCUGCGGCGGCAGUAAUUGGGGUGGGGCAGGGGGUAGACCAAUGCCCACUAUGGCCCCGGGCCAGACCUUUUAUCCCUCCACGCCCGCGGCCCCAAUGGCGCCCGGCGGGUCAGGUGGCCUCGCCCCUUCCGGCGGACUACAGGAAGUGACCCGAGUGAGGAUGUUAUUUCCGGAGGCAUGGUUAUGGAGUUCGGCAGUGACUGGGUGGUGUCCCAGGAACAGGGCGUGGUCUAUUUCCCCGUGCUGGCCUCCGACAUUGGUGUGGCCGACGUCGAGGUCUCUGCACAGUCCAGCAACGCUGCAGACGCCGUCCGCAGACACAUCAACAUCCAGCUCUGCCAUGACAAAAACUACUGCAGCCGUUUCUACAAGUGGAGAAACGCAACGGUCAAGGCGAUGACCAAUCUAGAAGUACAGCUGGACAAGAUGACCGAACUGUUUCCUCUGGCACUGACCACUUACGCUCUCAGCGUCUCCGGGAGUCGUCGUGCUGGUGACGCGCUUAACAAGCUCAACGCACGCGCACACAUUGAGGGACACUAUCGUGGCUCUCAAAGCUUUGUCUACCUACGCUACAAAUAGCAGCCGACAGGGAUCAGUCCUCACGGUCAAGGUCACGUCUGACUCAAAGGAAGCCCUGGACUUUGACGUUAAUGACCAGAAUGCUCUGUCGCUGCAGACUAAGAUGUUCCAGACUGUGCCAAGCAAGAUUGAUUUCACAAGCAGCGGGGUCGGGAUAGCCUUAGUGGAGAUCACCAAGACGUCCCUGUGCUACAGUGUCCUCAUGUCACGUAACGCUAAGGUUGCCCGGAGUGAACGGACCUACGUCAGAACCUACAACUACUACGAGCCAGCUGACCAGUCCACUGUGUUCUACGUGCCACGUAACUUGAGGGACGCAACAAUCUGUGACGUAUGCGACAAAUGCUGCCAGUGAUAAGGAUCAAGUGACCACUACAACCCACAAGCAAUCCGUGGAUCUCUAUUACGUCAUUAUCCUAUUUCUGAACGUUGGUCAGGAUAUGAAGUGCUUUGUGGCGAAACAAACAAUUUCCAAUUUUUGACCUUUAAAAAAAAUCAUUUUAGGGUGCUAGUUGAAUCUUUACUCUUUGCUGCCCUCAAAUAUUUGGUUAAAUUUGUUUUAAAGUUUUCUUAUGCUGCUUCGAUUAAAUUGAUUUCUUUUUCUUUCUUUUUUUUGGGGG
Aplysia californica (California sea hare) is the source of this 1832-nucleotide messenger RNA. RefSeq names its product CD109 antigen. Lineage: Eukaryota; Metazoa; Mollusca; Gastropoda; Aplysiida; Aplysiidae. Gene Ontology annotation, cellular component: extracellular region. Gene Ontology annotation, molecular function: endopeptidase inhibitor activity. The record is from RefSeq and is a predicted model, not a curated record.